Messenger RNA from Laetiporus sulphureus 93-53, 2707 nucleotides. RefSeq names its product RabGAP/TBC. The transcript is spliced from 13 exons. Gene Ontology annotation, biological process: activation of GTPase activity. Gene Ontology annotation, molecular function: GTPase activator activity. Bases 57 to 2594 code for a protein of 845 amino acids. NCBI's taxonomy places the organism in Eukaryota, Fungi, Basidiomycota, Agaricomycetes, Polyporales, Laetiporaceae. The record is from RefSeq and is a predicted model, not a curated record.
AUGAGCACGCAGUACGCAGCAUUUACCCCCCCAUAUCAACUCCGAACGCAGCGUUCAUGGGCAGUUCGCCUCAAUCUCUUCCCUUUGACGGUUCGCUCUCAACUGUUUCUGUAGAAUCCAUGGUUGAAAUCAAGCACGACUCUCCGGAUUCCGAAGACGCCCGGCGCUCACCUUUGUUGAAUAGUCAAGAUGAAAGCAAAUACCGACUCAUCUACAGCAAGUCAAAGGUCUAUGUGAAUCCAACUGCUUAUGCCAGAGAUAAUAUACCCGGAUUUGUGGUACUCGUGAAGCGAGAGAGCAUAAACCCGAGCUAUUUGUUGGCAUGGAUUCCGGAGACCUUGCUGGAUGAGAAAGGGCAGAGUGAAUGGGACAAGUUCACGAAAGUAGAAGAGUGUUCAGCUGUAGAUGAUGAGGAUGACGAAGAUGCAGUGCUAAUCGAGCUUCCUGUGCAACGCCCGGAAUCUUAUGCAUUCUCGGUCCCGCUAACUUCGAUCUAUUCGCUCAUCGUGCAGCCGCCCUCGUUGUCUCAAUGGUAUGGCUCUAUUGCUAUCAACCUCAUCAGCGGCUCCACUCUCCCGACACUCUACUUUCAUGACGAUGAGUCCCGUUCGUUCACAACGUCAUCUAGAUCUCCGACCGAUGCCAGACCUCCUGCUUCGUAUCCCCCUCCUCCAUCCGAUGCUGCUCCUCCUAAUAAAGGAAGCGUGUCAUGGGGUGGGGAAGAUCUACUUGCUCGCCUCCGCUUCUAUGCUUACAUCAUGCGGUCUUCUCUGCAAUCCACCCUUUAUCUCGUGGACCCUUCGCGAGAAGACAUUGAGACACAUUCUACACAGCUCUUCUCGGAUACCGCUGUGGACGACAUACUUGCUCAGUCUUCCUAUGCCAAUUCGUAUUCUCCUAUCCCCGCGCAUCGACGGCCUCGGCCCCUUUCCUCACCGUCAAACCCUUAUUCCACUCGUGCAUCUGUCCUCCAUCGCUCACUCCCCUCAACAUAUUCGUCGAAUGCGGCCCCUUCUCAGGCGAGGAUGGCUCUCUUACAAUCAUUUUCGCAUAUUACCCGCCAUGCUACCCAUGCUGCUCAGCAAAUUCUCUCACAUCCCCUCGCAAAGCCCAUUGUUCCUCACCUACCCGAUCCGGUGAAGAGCCUGGUCAAUGCAAACGGCGAGUGGGAGUGGGGUAGUUGGGUAGAGAAAGGUGGCGUUGGUGAGUUCGAGAGCGCACGAGUGUACCUUGCGCGAUGGGCGCGCAUUGUCGCGGAAGAAGGAGAACGGGCGCGUAUAAGGGAGGCGCAAGCCUUGCCUUCAUCUGAACUUGCCGAAGAGACAUCCUCAUUAGGCGUGUUUGAACUACUUCAAUCCACAUCGAAUCUACCCACUCCCAAGUCCUCGCGAGAUCCCAAGCACCCCGUGGAUGAAAAAGCAUGGAAGAGCUGGUUUGCUUCGGAUGGCCGGCCGACAGUUAGGAACGAGGAAAUGAGGCGCGAGAUCUUCCGAAGAGGAAUCAGCUCUUCUGGCGCUCUAAGGAAGCGCGUCUGGCCCUUGCUGCUUGGAAUUCACAAAUGGGACUCUACUGAUGCUGAGCGGGCACAAGAGUGGGAGAAGAAACGGCAACAAUAUCGUUCUGUGAAGGACGAGUGGUGCGGUGUGCCGGAGAUUUUUGACCGGCCUGAUGUCGUAGAGGAACGGCAUCGUAUAGAUGUGGACUGCCGCCGGACGGACCGGUCGCAUCCCCUGUUUGCUAAUAUACCCAGCUCUACGCCUUCUGGCUUGAACGGUGAGGACGAAAAGACGAUGAUGCACAUGCGCUACUCGACGAUCUCGCCGCAACUAUGCGACAUCGGUGCACAGGCGCCUACGAACGAACAUAUCGAGCGACUGGCCACAAUUUUGCUCACAUACAAUUUCUAUGAGAAGGAUCUCGGCUACGUUCAAGGCAUGUCCGAUCUUUGCGCGCCUAUCUAUGUCAUCAUGGAAGGCGACGAGGAGCUCACCUUCUGGUGCUUUGUUCAAGUCAUGAACUGCAUGAAACAGAACUUCUUGCGAGAUCAAAGUGGAAUGAGGAAGCAACUAUCUACAUUGCAGCAAUUGAUUCGGGUCAUGGAUCCGGAGCUUUAUCGUCAUCUAGAAAAGACUGAUUCGUUGAACCUUUUCUUCUGCUUUCGCUGGAUUCUGAUUCACUUCAAACGCGAGUUCCCCUUCGAGGACGUCCUUCGCCUGUGGGAGGUCCUGUGGACAGACUAUUACAGUAACGACUUUGUUCUCUUCGUAGCACUCGCCAUCCUGGAGUCUCACAGAGAUGUCAUCCUUCGUUACCUGGUUGAGUUCGAUGAAAUCCUCAAGUAUUGCAAUGAACUCAGUAUGACCAUUGAGCUGGACUCCACUCUUGCCCAAGCGGAGGUCCUCUUCCUCUCAUUUGCUCAGAUGGUUGCGGAUAUGGAUCGACGCGCAGCGGAAGCAAGCAAGACCACUUCGGGUAGUGUCCGACGCCGGAAAAAUGCUAGAGACCUCUCUACUGAGGCCGCGGAAGCCAAGGCAAUCUCAACGCGGCCAACUUUGAGCGAGGAUCUUAGGAGCUUGCUCAUAGCAGGACGAUAGAGCAAAUUCUCACGGACAUUGUAGCAUCUCGAUUGUACCAUAUCCUUGCAUUCAUCUGACCCAUCAUGUUGUUGUACCUUAGGAGCAUCAAUCGAUACAUGCUUAGUCGUGCA